Messenger RNA from Vespa crabro (European hornet), 492 nucleotides. RefSeq lists its product as uncharacterized. NCBI's taxonomy places the organism in Eukaryota, Metazoa, Arthropoda, Insecta, Hymenoptera, Vespidae. The transcript has a single exon. The annotation marks the transcript as partial. The record is from RefSeq and is a predicted model, not a curated record.
AACAAUAAUAACAAUAAUAACAAUAAAAAUAACAAUAAUAACAAUAAUAACAAUAAUAACAAUAAUAACAAUAAUAACAACAAUAACAAUAAUAAUUACAAUGAAAAUAACAAUAAAUAUAAUAACAAGAAUAACAAUAAUAACAAUAAUAACUAUAACAACAAUAAUGACAAUAACAAGAAUAAUAGCAAUAACACUAAUAAUAACAAUAAUAAUAAUAAUAAUAAUAAUAAUAUUAAUAAUAACAAUAAUAAUAAUAAUAAUAUUUAUGAUAACAAUAAUAACAAUAAUAACAAUAAUAACAAUAACAAUAACAAUAAAAACAAUAAGAACAAUAACAGUAACAAUAAUAACAAUAAUAAUAGCAAUAAUAAUAACAAUUAUACGAACAAUACUAACAAUAAUAACAAUAACAAUAACAAUAAUAAUAAUAAUAACAAUAAUAACAAUAAUAACAAUAAUAAUAACAAUAACAAUAAUAAUAACAAUAAC